Molecule: messenger RNA, 1473 nt
Organism: Centruroides sculpturatus (bark scorpion)
Lineage: Eukaryota; Metazoa; Arthropoda; Arachnida; Scorpiones; Buthidae
Exons: 7
Coding region: 457-1473 (338 amino acids)
Source: RefSeq, a predicted model, not a curated record
UGAUAUAUGAAUAAUAAAAUCUGAAAUAAGUUCUUAGUUGGAUUAAAAGAAAUUUUGUCAAAAAAAUUUUAAGUAAUAUGUAUAUAUUUUAUUAUAUUAUUAUUUUGAUUUUAAAAUAAUAAUUUAACUUUGCAGGAUAUAAGAGAGAUUCUUAAAAGGACUAAUUCAGGAAGAGAAGUUUUGCAACUUCUGAAUACACAAAAUCUUACAAAUGAUUACAGGUACAAGUUUACAAGAAUUUUAGUUGCAGAACUUGUAAAGAGAUUUGGACCUUACCCUUCAAGAGAUGUCAAAGAAAAGUUAGCAGCAUCCAUUAUUAAAUAUUUUCCAUUCCUUCAAGAUGAAGAUGGUGGAUAUGACACGUGGUUUUGUAGAGGUAAAAAACAUAAAUCAUCAAGUGGAUAUCUAGAAGAAAGAUUGAGAAACCAUCGAAAAAAAUAUUAUAAGAAUAAAAGUAUGAAAAAUUCAGAUAUGGUUGAUGACAUCUGUUUACCACCAAAUACAAAAAAGAAAUUGAAAAAAGAUAGUAAUACAUCAAGUACAAGUUCUUUGAAGCCAAAAGAAAAUACUGUAAAAACAAAGGAUAAAUCAAGUACAAAGAAUACAUUAAAAGAAAAUAAAUCAAUGAGUUCUGAAGUUAAUUUAAUAAGCAAUAAUCAAAAUUCUGACAGUGAAGAAGUGGAUGAAGUAACAGUUGUUUCAUAUAAUGAUUAUUGUGUACUCAAGAAUGAAUUAGAAACAUUAAAAGUGGAGUUGGAACAUGAAAAAGAAUUAAGACAAAAUUUGACAAAGUUUUUUGAAAUGUCUAUUGAUGCUAUAAAAAAAGAAGAGCCGUUGCAGAAAACACCAACGAAGAGAGGAAGACCACCAAUAAAUCGUCUAAAGCAAUCAACUAACAACACAAUAUCAUCGGAGUUAGAGACAAACCGUACCACGGACUGUACAGAAAUAAGAACUGAAUUUCCAACACAGACAGGUGAGAAAUGUAAUUUAAACCCUUUGAUAGAGCUAACAACUACGGAAACAGUAGACAUUUCAACUACAGACCUAUGGUUGAAAAUAGUAGAACUUAAUAAUACCACCUUUGGUCCCAAGCAGUUAAGACUGACGACUGCCCCUCAGAGGUCUCAAUGUCAAAGUAUUAGUGCUGAAAGUGUUGCUAGUGUGAGCAAUCUUGUAGACUCAGGUGCCAGUUCAGAACGCCAAUCAUUGCAACAACCAGUGCUUCAACUUUGUAAUGCAAAAGAUGGUGCUUACAUUGCAGAGCUUAUAGGGACUAUGAAAAUGAUAGCCAGCAAUUAUUCAGUUGCAUCAUGUCAUGAUAUAAAGGAGACAAUCAAUGCCAACUGUGCAGACAAUCUUCCAAAAGAAUUCUCAUUGUCACAUCAAAAAAUGAGAUACUUAAUCACUGAAGCUUUGGCCCCAUAUUUCUUUGAUCAAAUGGUAGAUGAUGCACAAUGGUCAUAUUCAUAG